AUGGAAUAUUUUCAUUACUAUCGUAGUUGGAUGUACGAUAGAACGUAUCCAGGAAGACGUGGACUUAAACCGAACUUUGAGGAAGGAGUUAAAGGGUUUAUCACAUGGGCUUUCGCUCAAGAAUGUUGUCUAAGCGAAGGAGGAGUAAGAUGUCCUUGUCUAAAAUGUGAAUGUAGACCUAUAAUUAGUGACCCGGAGGAAGUAGAACGUCAUUUGAAGAGAAGGGGUUUCAUUAAAAAUUACUGGGUUUGGACAUAUAAUGGAGAACAGUUGCCGAGUAAUGUACAAAGGACUACGACUACACAUGCUUCUAGCAGUCGAUCACAUAUGGAACACCGGGAAGAAUUUAGUUUGAUCAGUGACAUGGUUGGCGAUGCUUUUGGGGUUAACGUGACCUAUGAUGAACCUCAAGACUUCGAUCAGGAAGAGUUGCCGAAUGAGGAAGCUCAAAAAUUUUAUCAAUUGUUGCAAGAAAUGAAUACGCCGUUGUUUGAAGGGUCGUCAGACUCAAAAUUAUCGAUGUGUGUGAGAUUAUUGGCCGCCAAGUCCAAUUGGAAUGUUCCUGACCAGUGUUUGGAAUUCUUUGCAAAAAUGAUGUUGGACGCAACUCCUACGAAAGACAACCUUCCCACAAGUUUUUAUGAUGCAAAGAGGUUGGUGUCGAAAUUGGGUUUAGAGGUAAGAAAGAUUGACUGUUGCACUAAUGGUUGCAUGUUGUUUUACGAUAAUGAGUUUGGUACUAAUGAUGGAUCGUUGGAGGAAUGUAAGUUUUGUAAGAGUCCGAGAUACAAAGUUCGCAGUAAAGCCAUUAACCGUAAGCAAAAACAUGUGGCAGUGAAGUCCAUGUUUUAUCUGCCGAUCAUACCAAGGUUAAAAAGAAUGUUUGCUUCAAUGCAUAGUGCAAGUCAAAUGACAUGGCAUCAUACAAACCAAACAAGUUCGGGCACAAUGCGACAUCCAUCUGAUGGUGCGGCAUGGAAGCACUUCGAUAUGAUACAUCCUGAUUUUGCAGCAGAACCUAGAAAUGUCAGACUUGGACUAUGCUCUGAUGGUUUUACUCCAUAUGUCCAAGCGUCUGGAAGUGGAUAUUCUUGUUGGCCAGUUAUUGUUACCCCUUACAACCUCCCUCCUGAGAUGUGCAUGACAAAACCAUACAUGUUUUUGACUUGCCUCAUUCCAGGUCCAAAGAGUCCAAAAGCUGGAAUAGAUGUGUAUUUACAACCUUUAAUUGAUGAUUUGAAGAGGUUAUGGAUUGGAGAAUGGACUUAUGAUAUAUCUUGCAAGGUUAAACCGAAUGGCAGUGAUGGAUGUUCAAGGUAA
Molecule: messenger RNA, 1320 nt
Organism: Lathyrus oleraceus (garden pea)
Lineage: Eukaryota; Viridiplantae; Streptophyta; Magnoliopsida; Fabales; Fabaceae
Exons: 1
Coding region: 1-1320 (439 amino acids)
Source: RefSeq, a predicted model, not a curated record